This is a messenger RNA of Penicillium brevicompactum, 1587 nucleotides long. Its product is annotated as cytochrome P450. The record is from RefSeq and is a predicted model, not a curated record. The transcript has 5 exons. Gene Ontology annotation, molecular function: iron ion binding; heme binding; oxidoreductase activity, acting on paired donors, with incorporation or reduction of molecular oxygen, reduced flavin or flavoprotein as one donor, and incorporation of one atom of oxygen. The annotation marks the transcript as partial. NCBI's taxonomy places the organism in Eukaryota, Fungi, Ascomycota, Eurotiomycetes, Eurotiales, Aspergillaceae.
UCUGUCGGCCGUUGCUUGUGCAAUGAAAUCGUGAUAGUCCUGAUAAUACUGAUAUUUCAUCACCGAAAGUCCGAUCAGAAUUUCGGUGCCCAGCAUGGUUGUGGUCGUGCUCCGAGGCUUCGAAAUUGGUGGCCGCUGGGGAUCGAUCGUCUGAUCCAAAUUUGGACAGCCGAUUAUGAACAAAGGCUGAUGGAUUUGUUCCAUUUUCAUUUUACAGACGUUGGUACGACAUUAGAACAAAAGUUCUUGGGUACAAUCGCGUAUGGAACAACCGAACCAAAGAAUUUAGAGGCCAUGAUGAGUUCCAAAAUUGACGCACCCAAAGAACUAACUACCCAGAAAGAUUUUAAUUUUGGACUUCGUCGUCAGAUUUUCUUUCCUCUGCUUGGAGACGGCAUUUUUACCCAGGAAGGGGAUUCCUGGAAGCAUUCUCGAGAUCUCCUUCGUCCACAAUUCGCAAAGCAGCAAUACCGAGAUAUGGACAUUGUCAUACCCCACGUCGACAACUUGCCCCAUCACAUACGCGCCAAUGAAGGUGAAAUUGAUCUUCAACCAUUAUUCUUUAACCUUACCCUGGACACGACCACUGAGCUUCUAUUUGGGAAGUCCGUGAAUAGCCUUAAAGAGGCCGAUGAAUCACGAGGGGCAAAAUUCGCGAACGCGUUUGACGUUGCUCAAAAUUACGUUAUUCAGCGGUUUCGUCUGUUGGACUUGUACUGGUUGAUCGGUGGUCGAAAAUUCCAAAGCUCCUGUGCUGCCGUUCAUGAGUUUGUCGAUGAGAUUAUCGAGGAACGAAGUCAAAAGUCAGAGGAAGACACAUCAAAGAAUGACCGUUAUUUGUUUUUCGAUGCUAUUGCAAAAGACCCAAAGCAUUCAAGCGACAGGAAGGCUCUGAGAGCUCAACUGGUCAACAUGUUGCUCGCUGGCAGAGACACAACCGCCUGCCUUCUAAGUUGGACAUUCUUUCUUCUAGCCCAGCAUGCCCGUGUUUUAGUUAAGCUGAAAGCAGAAAUUUCCUCAGUGGUGGGAUCUAGGACCGAGAUCAAUCAAAAUGACAUUCACAAAAUGACUUACCUUGCAAAGAUUUUGAAAGAAACCCUUCGACUUUAUCCCUCUGUGCCCGUUAACACACGGACUGCUCGAAGAACAACUUUCCUCCCUACGGGUGGUGGCUCCGAGGGGACUUCACCCGUACUAAUACGUAAAGGUGAGAAUGUAGCAUUUUGUGUGUAUUCGAUGCAUCGCCGAAAGGACUUAUAUGGAGAGGAUGCGGAAGAUUUUCGCCCAGAACGCUGGGAUGAAGACUUGCCCGAAUACACCAAGAAAUGGGGCUUUUUGCCCUUUAGUGGGGGCCCUCGAAUCUGCAUAGGGCAGGAAUUUGCACUUAUGGAAGCAUCUUAUACUACAGCUCGGAUUCUGCAACAGUAUUCCAGUAUUGACCUCAUAUCCGGAAAGACCCAAAAAAGUACGUGGACGGGUUGGCCUACCCAUGGAACGGAAGGAAUUGAAAAGAUCUCGCAACAGAAGCAGAAGGUGACAUUGGUGCUAUCAUUAGGCGAGGGUUGCAAGGUGUCAAUGACACGCUAG